Neltuma alba is the source of this 1217-nucleotide messenger RNA. RefSeq names its product putative Peroxidase 48. Gene Ontology annotation, biological process: response to oxidative stress; hydrogen peroxide catabolic process. The record is from RefSeq and is a predicted model, not a curated record. Gene Ontology annotation, molecular function: heme binding; peroxidase activity. The coding region runs from base 1 to 1194 and encodes 397 amino acids. The transcript is spliced from 4 exons. NCBI's taxonomy places the organism in Eukaryota, Viridiplantae, Streptophyta, Magnoliopsida, Fabales, Fabaceae.
AUGCCGAGUUGCUUCAGUGUGUAUGUUGCGCUGGUUCUUUUGAUUCCCGUGCUUCUUUCUCUGCGAAACCCAAGAGGUGAAAGUGAACAACAUGCCUCGAUUAGUUUUUCACCUCCUUUCUCUUUUUCAAUCUCUUCACUGUCUUCGAGGGAUGCUUCCGUCGCUUUUUCUUUCAGCGAGAGGAUACGAGAUGGGUCCAAUUUAGAGUACGAUUUUUACCGGGAUUCUUGCCCUGAGGCUGAAACCAUUGUCAGAUCAGUCGUGACUCGCAUCUACUAUGAUCAUAAGGACAUUUCACCGGCUCUUUUGCGUCUCUUUUUCCAUGACUGCUUCAUUGAGGGCUGUGAUGCUUCAGUGUUGUUGGAUGAUAGCUAUGGUAAAAAAAACCGAUCGAUUGAGAAACAGGCUCUUCCCAACCAGACUUUGAGAGGCUUCGAUUAUGUUGACUUGAUUAAGAAGGAGCUGGAACAAACAUGUGUCGGGACUGUGUCCUGUGCCGACAUUCUUGCUCUUGCUGCAAGAGAUGGCGUUGUUUUGGCUGGUGGGCCUUUUUAUCCAGUUUUGACAGGAAGAAAGGAUAGCUUUCAAUCAUUUUAUGAGGAAGCAAAUAAUCAGAUUCCAAGACCAGAUGAUAACAUUAACCAAACACUACGCCUGUUUGCUCUCAGAGGAUUCGACGAAAGAGAAACAGUCAGCCUUCUUGGAGCACACAACAUUGGGAAAAUUGGCUGUGAUUUCAUCAAGCAACGACUGUACAACUUUCACGGCACAGGAAGACCAGACCCUUCUAUCCCUUCUGAUUUCCUGCAUCAGAUGAGAAUAAAUUGCCCAGACAAAAUGAACAGUAGUGAUGAUAAGGUGUCAGCUGCUUUCUUCUCCAGGAGGUUGAGUCAGUCUGAUCUGGGGAUGUCAUACCUGCAAGCAUUGUCAUCUUCAGUAUCAUCUGGGUCAAAAUUUGACACACACUACUAUGAGAGCUUGCUAAGGGGAAGAGGACUUCUGUAUGCUGAUCAGCAGCUGAUGGCUGACGACAAGACCGCUAGACUGGUUUCCGCUUAUGCUUCAGAUGAUGGAUCAACCUUCCGCAUGGAUUUUGCUAGGGUCAUGUUGAAAAUGUCUAAUCUAGAUGUUUUGACUGGGACUCUAGGUGAAGUUCGUCUGAAUUGCUCUCUACCUGUAAGAAGAACAGUAUAAGAGACCACAGAUCAGUCAUGCUU